AUGAAUUCCCGAUAUAAAGACUCUUUUCGUCAUUAUCAAGUAAUUUCUGAUUAUCGACUAUAUCAUAUGACGGAAUAUGCGAAGAAAAUGUCGGCCGAUAAAGGUGAUCAUCACACGAUCCCGUUAUCUGUGCUGUUGAAGCGUGAAUUAGCGAGUGAGAAGACUGAGAGACCGGAGAUUUCUACUGGUGAAGCUAAUCAGUCCAAGAAAGGGGAGGACUUCACGCUACUCAAAAGCGAAUGCCAACGGGUUUUAGGAGAUGGUGUCGCCACCUAUUCUGUUUUCGGGGUUUGUUAUCUUGACUAUUUCCCUCACUUACUGUUUAAUUAA
Molecule: messenger RNA, 330 nt
Organism: Lactuca saligna
Lineage: Eukaryota; Viridiplantae; Streptophyta; Magnoliopsida; Asterales; Asteraceae
Source: the annotation of a GenBank genome assembly